AGAGAGAGAGAGAGAGAGAGAGAGAUAGAGCAGAGGAUGAAGUUCUUGGCAAUGCCCCAGAGCCACGCCGACGGCCAGAGCGGCGCCCUCCGAGGGCUAUCGCCGGCCGACUCCUCCAAGUCGCCGGCGGCGACAAUAUUCUGGCUGGCGGUUCACGCCGUGUGCUGCCUCGGCAGCCUCGUGCUCGGCUUCCGUUUCUCUCGAUUAUUCGUCUUCCUCCUCUACUCCACGUCACCAAUGCUUCGCGCCACUGACAAAACAACCACCUACGAUCCUAUCGUCCUUCUCUCGGACCCGAGCCAAUCCCCGGUCAAUCAGUCGACACCACACGUGGCUGUGGGCCGGCAUGGGAUCCAGGUCCGGCCUUGGCCGCACCCGGAGCCCGUCGAGGUCAUGAAGGCGCACCAGAUCAUAGAGAGAGUGCAGAGAGAACAGAGGGCUCAGUUCACCGCUAAAAAUCCCAACCCGAGGUCUCUGAUCGUGAUCACGCCGACUUAUGUAAGGGCAUUCCAGGCGAUGCAUCUGACGGCGCUGAUGCACUCGCUGAUGCUUGUGCCCUACAAGGUAGUAUGGAUCGUGGUGGAGGCAGGCGGAGUGACCAGCGAGACGGCAUUGCUGAUCAAAAGGUCGGGAUUGAGGACUGUCCACGUGGGGUUCAAGCAGGAGAUGCCGGAAGCCUGGGAGGAUCGGCACAGUUUGGAGGCGAAGAUGAGAGUUCAUGCAUUGAGAAUCGUGCGAGAUAAGAAUCUGGACGGCAUUGUGAUGUUCGCCGACGACAGCAACAUUCACAGCAUGGAGCUCUUUGACGAGGUCCAGGCUGUGAAGUGGAUCGGCGCUGUUUCCCUGGGAAUCCUUCCGCACUCAACCGUGGAUGAAUCGGACCAAGCCGUUUCGAAAGUCAUGGAUGAAAGCAAUUCGCUAAUUCCUAUCCAAGGUCCGGUGUGCGAUUCAGCCAAUCAGUUCAAAGGCUGGCGCACCGAUAACGGGUCUCCUAACAUGCUCGGUGGAGCGACUCAUGUAGAUGAUCGGGGCUCGCCUUUGCCGGGAAAGCUGGAAUGGGCCGGUUUCGCACUCAACUCUAGGAUGCUGUGGAAGCAUGCUGAAGGUAAGCCGGGAUGGGUGAGGGACUUGGACUCGCCCAAUUGGGAUAAUGAUGUUGAUAGCCCCAUGUCUUUGCUCAAAGACAUUUCGGCAUUGGAGCCACUAGGAAACUGCAGCCGCCGGCUCAUGGUUUGGCGGCUUCGUGUUGAAGCCCGUCCCGGAACCGAAUUCCCUAAGGGAUGGCUUAUAGACCCGCCCUUGGGGAUCCCGGCACCCUCGAAGCGCACUCCAUGGCCUGAUGCUUUUCCCAAACUCCCAUUUACGGAAAACGCAAGCAGCGAUGAAGAGGAGAUCAACCAGCACCCAACUGAAAAUCGAAGGCACGAGACCGAAACAGCCAAACCGCAGCUGCUCAGAAGGGAACCUGUAGAAAACUGACAGACUAUCUUAAGAGCCGGAGAAGAUGCACGGCCUCGGAACUCGACAAGCUUCGGCUUGGACAAAUUUAAAGGUUGCGCUCACCUAGGCGAACUCCGAAAUUAGCCACUUUGGUCGAUCUGGAUCGCGAGCACACAUCAGUUCACACCCUGUUUCAUUGUGUUUUGUACGUUACAGAAGUUGUACAUUGGUAUAACAGAA
Messenger RNA from Rhodamnia argentea, 1680 nucleotides. Its product is annotated as beta-1,4-xylosyltransferase IRX14. The coding region runs from base 37 to 1479 and encodes 480 amino acids. Gene Ontology annotation, biological process: plant-type secondary cell wall biogenesis; glucuronoxylan biosynthetic process. NCBI's taxonomy places the organism in Eukaryota, Viridiplantae, Streptophyta, Magnoliopsida, Myrtales, Myrtaceae. Gene Ontology annotation, molecular function: xylosyltransferase activity; galactosylgalactosylxylosylprotein 3-beta-glucuronosyltransferase activity. The transcript is spliced from 3 exons. The record is from RefSeq and is a predicted model, not a curated record. Gene Ontology annotation, cellular component: Golgi membrane.